AUGUCUUCAAAGAUACAUCAGACUGCUCUCUCAUUUCUUAACGGCCUCUCAAAUCUCUCUUCCGAGUCCCUCCUUGCCGUUUUGACACCUACAGCAACCAGCGAAUUCGCGCCGUCCAGCAUCUCUCCUCACCCACCCAAAAAUCCAAUCACAUUUACCAACCAUAUCGCCGCUAUGAAAGACGUCUUUUCCACCAUACCAGUAAUCCCAAAGGAAAUUUUUGCAAACGAAGAAAAGAGCCAAGUCACAAUCUGGGCUACAAGCAUGGCCAACUUCCGAGAUGAAGUGAAGGACGAUGGCCUCUUGGAUGAGGAAUGGCGCUUCGAGCGUGAAUAUAUCUUUAUCCUGACCAUGGAUGAAAGUAGGGAGAAGAUUGCCAGGAAUUUCAUGUUUGUGGAUGGCAAAGCGAAUGAUCGGUUGAGGGAGCUGAUUGCUCGGGCGAGACGCAACUUGCAGCAGAAGAGUGCAGUCUCUUAGGGGCAUUGAUGGAUGGGAUAGAUAUACACCGGACAUAUGUGAAUUUGGUGCUUAUUAUGCGAUUUGUUUAUUUGAUACAUUGAAUAAGUUCAGUCGUUUAGGAAUACAAUCCAAGAGUGUAUCUAUGGCAUUGAAUGCGAUAUUCGAGAGACAGGAGAGGAAAAAACCAGAAUGAAAAAG
This is a messenger RNA of Aspergillus wentii DTO 134E9, 657 nucleotides long. RefSeq lists its product as uncharacterized. The record is from RefSeq and is a predicted model, not a curated record. The transcript has a single exon. Lineage: Eukaryota; Fungi; Ascomycota; Eurotiomycetes; Eurotiales; Aspergillaceae. Bases 1 to 477 code for a protein of 158 amino acids.